Molecule: messenger RNA, 2896 nt
Organism: Nerophis lumbriciformis (worm pipefish)
Lineage: Eukaryota; Metazoa; Chordata; Actinopteri; Syngnathiformes; Syngnathidae
Gene: rbm44
Product: RNA binding motif protein 44
Source: RefSeq, a predicted model, not a curated record
AGUUUACCUUUACUUUCUACAAAUAUGUUACUGUAAAUAUGAAGAUAAAUGACAGUAUUCACGCUGAGAAAGUUAACUAGCACUUAGCUACAGGAAAGUAGCUAUUGUCAAUGGGUUGCUACGAAGAAGAUGGCGACCAUUUUGAAAGUAGUUGACAUUUGGCGGUUUGUUGGCUGUAAUAAUUUACACGAGGUGCUACCGCAUACUUGGCCAGCUGUCCGCACGAAGUUAAUACGGGGUGUAUUUCGACGAAUUCGGACAAUAAACCCGUGUUUUUACAAUAAUACCGUCAGCGAGACUCUACAUUUAUGGCUUUCUACGCGCCGUGUUGGUCGAGUACUCUGCCCUACUGGUCGACUCCCGCAAGGCCCUUGGAUCAGUCGAGCUUGCUGUCAUGCUACCACACACAGCUCAUGACCCCACAACCGACCAUAAAGUUCUUUUUGCAAAGGUCCCUGUACAACUUUGUGGCAGCUCAUCCCAAUAUUUCAUUGAUUGACGACAGGCUCGCUGACUGGUACUUGAGUUUGUCCUCCAACUGCAAACAAGCCAUACAAGAUGAAGGAGGCUUUCACCAGUUCGUGUGGAGACACCCUGCAUUAGAGGUUCUGCAGCAUCAUGUUUGUUUGAAGAAUGACAUAGAAGGAGGCAGACAGGCUGCUAAGCCAAACAUCACGCACAACCAGCUAAGGUAUGGAAGGCCUGGAGAAAGAGAGACGUUUGUGUUAAGGGAGAAUCCCAAGCUACAGCAGCCACAUCAAGACAGCACAUUCCCCUCGCAAGAAGGCUUCCAAGUAGCAAGACCUUCUUGCCCCGGGCAGUUCAAUCCCUGCGUAGAGACGCUUGCUUCAGAUCCUGUGGGACCCCUGGCCAGGUUACGUCUGGACUUCGAGCAGAUGGAUAGAGGCCAUCAAAGGGCUCAUCAAUGUAGCCAGAAGUCGGCGACAGAUGACAGGGCUGAAUGGCCGCCAGUGGGAAUCCAGCUCCAGACCGAGAUCUACAAAUUGACAGGAGAUGAAGUCAAGUACAGUGAGGGUCUGUCGCCACAACCUGAGCAGGACCACACCCUGAUGUCCGUUAAGGGUAGCAAAGAGCCGUCAGCUGCUGGAGAGAAUCCCUUGGAAGUCCCGGACGUGAACGAUGACACUGCUGUCCCAAGCAUCGAAAAACAAGGCGGCAUCAUGAAGGACGAUGACACCAUCAUCUGUGUGUUUAAAGAUCAGAAGACCCAAACCAGUGAGGCUAGCUUGGGUCCACCUGAAGCACCUGUAGCAACCUCUGCUGUAGCCACCUCCGCGGUGGAUCCCGAGCUUAUGAAAUUAAGCACCGCCAACAAGUGGACUAGCACUUUGCCUUGUGUAGCCUCCUGCGGUAUCAUGGUUGGCCCUCCACUCUCCGACCGUUCAUCAGCCUUCACCCAAACUGAAGGUCAGGCUACGGCCGACAAGAACGUAAUCACCGAGGUGCACAUGUCUGACCUGGACUAUAUCGCUCAGCAAUUUAGCCAACUCCAGGCGGCCCAGGAAGUAAGACAGCAAACCGAUAAGAGUCAGGAUUACCGAGCAUGCGAACAGUGCAACUGUGUCCAACGCGCUCGCAGGGCGGAGCUCAGCGUGCUGGCCCUGCAGUAUCACAUGUGCCGAAUGCAAUGCUGGGCUGUCCGAUUGCAGGAAAACACCAAUCAAAUGGACACUGAGCUUCCUGCCAGCAUUGUGGCUGCUCUGCAAAAACUGGAUUGUGACUACAAUCAGAUGCGAGAGAAGAUCCUGGCAGGCGUUCAUCUGGAGCGUCUCAAGCCUUUGUCUGCUGGCUGUGACAGGACGACUUGCAUCCCCAUUGACCACUUCUUGAAGGCUGUGUCACAAUGGAGUUCCGAGGUUAUGCAGAAAGCAAAAAGACCAGACGAAGACAGCUGCAGACAGGGUGCUUCAAGAAGGACCAGUGUGGUCCACCAGAUCCAAAAGGUCUGUGCCAAGUCAAGGAGCCCCGUCACAAUUGUCUCCAAGGACAACGGCGAGGCGUGGUAUGAUGCCGAAGAAGACCUUCAUCCAUCCUCGGCACCUGAGCUGUCAAAAGAUCCAGGAUUGGUCAAGGAAGGCAUGAGGACUUCUGAAGUGGGUGAUCUUAACCUGACACAAGUAACCACUCGGCCUUCUGUCCAGACCAGCUCGAUGGUCAGCAGCACACCCACCCCAGGUGGAACCUUUGUUCCCCAGCGCUACGGGACCAUGAAUGCCUUCGACACCCUGAUGGCAGAACUGACCCGCUUCCACCCAGACGUGGGGAGGCAGAGGAUUGUGGGGGCUCUGAAGGAGCUAUGGGACACGUACCAGGGUGCCCUCUGUCCCCUGCCCCUCAACAUCAUCAGACAGAUGGCCUCCGACCUCCUGAGCAGGCCUACUGGAGGAAAGAUGCACUCUCAAUGUUGGCAGUAAGGUUGGCCUUGUUUUCCACCGUUUCAUGAGGAAGAGCUGUACGUUUUUUUUAUUUGUGGAGGCAGCUGUUUUUGGUUGUAGUUUGUUCCCCUGCAAUUAGAAUGACAAAUGACAAUGAGGCAGGUGUUUGUCUUAUUCAGUAAGGUUGGCCUUGUUUUCCACCGUUUCAUGAGUAAGAGCAGUAUGUUAUCUUAUUUGUGGAGGCAACUGUUUUUGUUUGUAGUUUGUUCUCCUGCAAUUAAAAUGACAAUGAGGCAGGUCAGUCAAUGUUGCAGUAAGGGUUGCCUUGUUUUACACCGUUUAAUGAGGAAGUUAUUUUGUUCAUGCAACUGUUUUUGUUUUGGUUGUAGUUUGUUCUCCUGCAAUUAAAAUGACAAUGAGGCAGGUUAUUGUCAGUUCAAGUUUGUUUGCAAUUGAAACAUACAGAAGUUGAAGAAAUGUGCAGCAGUUUUCAAUAAGAG